AAAUCGUCUUCCUAUGUCGUAAACAGUAACCGAUUUCCGGCGACAUUUCUCUGCUACAAGCUAAGUCGUUUUCAUCAGCGACAUGGCCUCGGCUCCAGCACAACAACCCACUCUGACUGUAGAGCAGACCAGAGUGGUGCUGAGUGAAGUGAUCCAGGCCUUCUCUGUACCAGAAAACGCCGCUCGGAUGGAGGAGGCACGAGAGAGCGCCUGUAACGACAUGGGCAAGAUGCUUCAGCUGGUGCUUCCUGUGGCUACACAGAUUCAGCAGGAAGUCAUCAAGGCUUAUGGGUUCAACAAUGAAGGGGAAGGAGUCCUCAAAUUUGCCCGACUGGUAAAGAUGUAUGAAACCCAGGACCCUGAAAUUGCAGCCAUGUCAGUGAAACUUAAGGCUCUCCUCCUGCCACCUUUGUCAACUCCACCUAUAGGGGGCGCCAUUCCCAGUUCAUAGGAACUUAUAGGUAUAUAUAGUUAACUGAAUUGGUUAUUUUUUAAAAGUACUUUGAGUUCAUGUGCUCCUUCCUCUCCAGAGAUAUUAGGAAACCGUAGACCAGGGGUGGCCAACCAGUCAAGAGCCACAAUUUUUACCAUGUUACAAAGAGCCACAUGAUAUACAUGGGCACAUAUGAACUGCCCCAUCGUUUUUUUUAAAAAAAACCCAAACCCACUCUUUUAAAACUUCAUGUGUACAUCUUUUUAUCAGUGUGAAUUGGGUUUUCCCCAAGUAAUUUGCGUCAAUGUCUGCCGUAGACUAUGGCUUUACAGCAAACACAGUUUCCAUCAUGGUUUUAUUUAAAUCAAAACAUGUAAAUAUCACUAUCGCUAUAAUAUUAACAUUUUCUGUUCUGUAUUUAUUUUUAUGUUACACACCAACCUUUAGCUGUUACUUAUUCUGCAACAUUUAUUUGACUGCCAUGUUUUAACAUUUUCGUAACAUUUUUUAAAUUCUGUCAAAAAUAUUUGUUAUACUGAGGUCCAAAUAUGUAUAUGUACUAUAUGACAAUAAACUAUUUGUGAAUGUGUGAUACUAAAUAUGUAAGAAAAAAAAGGGAACUUAACUACACAUUACUUUAUUAUUGCAACACAGCUUUGGCAGAGACAUUUGUACAUGUUCCAUUUUUAAAAAAUACUACAGCAAAUACACACAUUUACAUAUGUACAUUUCCUAUAAGGAAACUAUUCUGUUGACUCAUUACAUUAACAGAAAUACUGCUGUUUUUGUUCUUUUUGCUGCAUGCAAAAAUGACAACACUAUGUCAAGAUCAUUAAAUUAAAAGUUUCUGUCCAGAUAAAUUAAACAUCAGUGCUUUAAAUAUUAUUCACCUAAACAUACUACAUACAAUACUUUAAUACAUUAUUUGUAAAGUGCUCAGUAGAAAAUCCAAAA
Molecule: messenger RNA, 1387 nt
Organism: Cynoglossus semilaevis (tongue sole)
Lineage: Eukaryota; Metazoa; Chordata; Actinopteri; Pleuronectiformes; Cynoglossidae
Gene: grcc10
Product: gene rich cluster, C10 gene
Exons: 4
Coding region: 83-451 (122 amino acids)
Biological process (GO): post-embryonic development
Source: RefSeq, a predicted model, not a curated record